UAACACACGUCUGGCCAACAGUGCUGCAGGUACGAGGAAGGACGAGAAGGACACGCGGUUUUUUCGGUCCUUGCGUCUGGUUAUUGCUGAAUCCCGCGUUUAUUUCUGCUGUUUGUUCUCCGUCUGGGUGUUGUAAGGAUGCGCGCGCUUUCCGUUUUUGGUUUGUUUGCGUUUUUCGCCGCGACUGCGGCUGAUACUCCGGCAAACUGCACCUAUGAGGACCUGCUGGGCACCUGGAUUUUCAGUGUGUCCAAUGUGGGUCAGGACAGAACCAUCAACUGCUCCAGUACAGGCCAGGCAGUGAGCACAGUGACUGUGGACCUGCAGAAGCUGUCUGUAGCUGUGGAUGAUCAGGGUCACACCGGCUUCUUCACGCUCAUCUAUAACCAGGGCUUCGAGGUGGUGAUCAAUGACUACAAAUGGUUCGGGUUUUUCAAGUAUACUCAGCAGGGCUCAGAGGUGGUGAGUUACUGUGAUCAGACGCUGCCCGGUUGGGUUCAUGAUGUUUUGGGCAAUAACUGGGCCUGUUUCACUGGGAAGAAAGUGCAGCCCAUCCCUCCCCGAGUGGACCGUCGUCACAUGCUUGGAUUUGAGCACUGGCUGCUGAUGAAGCUGCCGUACACGAACAACAUGAUGUUUGUGGAUGAAAUAAACUCCAUUCAGAAGUCUUGGAAGGCAACGGCGUACAGUUUUCAUGAGACCCUGUCCAUAAAUGAGAUGCUGAGAAGAUCAGGAGGACCUGCCUCCAGGAUUCCACGACGUGUCAGGCCUGUGACUGUUGCUGCGGACAGUAAAGCAGCCGCUGGUCUUCCUCAACACUGGGAUUGGAGAAACGUUAACGGAGUCAGCUUUGUCAGUCCAGUUCGCAACCAAGCUCAGUGUGGCAGCUGUUACUCUUUCGCCACUAUGGGAAUGCUGGAGGCGCGAGUGCGGAUCCAGACCAACAACACCCAGCAGCCGGUAUUCAGUCCGCAGCAGGUGGUGUCCUGCUCGCAGUAUUCACAAGGUUGUGAUGGAGGCUUUCCCUACCUGAUUGGAAAAUACAUCCAGGAUUUUGGCAUCGUUGAGGAGGACUGUUUCCCGUACACUGGGUCCGAUUCUCCCUGCAACCUGCCUGCGAAGUGCACAAAGUACUACGCCUCCGAUUACCACUACGUCGGCGGGUUUUACGGCGGAUGCAGCGAGUCGGCCAUGAUGCUAGAGCUGGUGAAGAACGGCCCCAUGGGAGUCGCUCUGGAGGUCUAUCCCGAUUUCAUGAACUAUAAAGAGGGAAUCUACCAUCACACUGGCCUGCGGGAUGCCAAUAACCCAUUCGAGCUGACCAAUCAUGCUGUGCUGCUGGUGGGUUACGGCCAGUGCCAUAAAACCGGAGAGAAGUACUGGAUCGUGAAGAACAGCUGGGGAAGCGGAUGGGGAGAAAACGGCUUUUUCAGGAUCCGUCGUGGAACGGAUGAGUGCGCCAUCGAGAGCAUCGCCGUCGCUGCUACACCAAUCCCCAAACUGUAGAGAGAAAGAGCGUUCAGAUGUGAUUUUAACCCAUUCUGCUUUUAUCUCUGAAUGUUUUAUAAUACCACUUGUGCAGUUUAAAGGGAAAGUUCACCCAAAAAUGAAAAUUUGCUUACUGUUUACUCGCCCUCAAGUGGUUCCAAACCCUUUUGAGUUUCUUUUUUUUUUGAUAUUUCGCCAUCGAGAGCAUCGCCGUCGCUCCUACACCAAUCGCCAAGCUGUAGAAAGAGCAUUCAGAUGUCAUUUUUAACUCAUUCUGAUUUAUUUGUGAAUGUUUUUUUUUUAAUGCCACUUGUGCAGCUUAAAGAGAUAGUUCACCCAAAAAUGGGAAUUUGCAAACGAUUACUCGCCA
Danio aesculapii is the source of this 1858-nucleotide messenger RNA. RefSeq names its product cathepsin C (gene ctsc). Gene Ontology annotation, cellular component: lysosome. Gene Ontology annotation, molecular function: cysteine-type endopeptidase activity. The transcript has 7 exons. Lineage: Eukaryota; Metazoa; Chordata; Actinopteri; Cypriniformes; Danionidae. The record is from RefSeq and is a predicted model, not a curated record. The coding region runs from base 139 to 1506 and encodes 455 amino acids.